GUUGAAAUGCAUUCUUUUAAUUAAUUAAUUAAUUUAAUUUUUUUAUGAUUUUCUUGUCCUUGGUUGUUGAAUGGAUUGUUUUAGAAUUUAAAAGAAGGUAGAUUAUAUUGUGUAUGUCCCUGAAACUGCUGUGUGUGUUUUUAUUCUGAGAAUUGGAAAUUUCAUACGGUGGUCGGGUGUGAUUGUAAUCGGUGAGGUUGUGCGGUCGAGGUUUCCCAGAAAAAAAAAAUGUAAUUGGGAUGGAAAAAAAAGUGACCUUAGAUGAUUUCAAAGUUGGAUCUGUUCCGACUUUAAUAUACAUCCCGGACUUCAUUACGGAUAAUGAACAAACCAUGCUUCUAAAUAAGAUUUAUGAAGGCCCAGUAUCAAAGUGGAAAUCAUUAAAGAAUAGGAGGUUACAAAACUGGGGCGGUUUUGUCCAUGAAAAGGGUCUUCUGCCACAGGAUUUGCCAUCAUGGCUAACCAAGAUUACAUGCAAGAUAUAUGAAGAAUCAGGGCUGUUCCCAUUGCCAAUUAAUCAUGUCCUUAUCAAUGAAUACCUUCCUAACCAAGGCAUAAUGGCACACCAGGACGGGCCGGCUUAUUAUCCAGUUGUAGCAAUUCUGUCCCUCGAGUCACCUGUUGUUAUGGACUUUACUCCCCAUUCAAGACUGACUUUGUGCAAAAGCACUUGUGCAAAUGCUGUUGAGGAUACAAAUUCUGAUGCGGGGGUCAUUAAUAUUAAUACAGAUAAGUCAAUGAAUGAACUUCAUCCAUUUCCUGUCAUAUUAAUGCCUCGCAGUUUGCUGAUAUUCAAAGAUAAAGCAUACUCAGAUUACUUGCAUGCAAUAAAAGACUGUGAGGUACAAUGUUAUGAUGGGGCUGUAAACGAAGUACAAGCUCUACAGCGUGGUCAAGCUAUAGAUGAUGAUGCUUCACAAUUUGAUGGAGCUGUUGGUGUAAUGAAAACUGGGGAUUUUAAGAGAAUUCAUAGAACUACCCGUAGAAUUUCAUUGACAUGUCGAUUAGUUUCAAAAGUUCAUAAAAAUUUGCUCAGGUUUUAGUCUUUGGAGUUCUGAGAAGUAACUAAUUUGGUAAGUCUAAUGUUGAAGGUUUCGCCUUUAAGAGCUUUCAUGAUAACCUAGUUUGAGCUACAUCACCUGUUUUGUAAAUGCUAAACAAUGUUGGAGUAUUUAAGAUUUUCUGAAGUGUUAUUCUUUCUCUAAUA
Malus domestica (apple) is the source of this 1207-nucleotide messenger RNA. Its product is annotated as alkylated DNA repair protein ALKBH6 homolog. NCBI's taxonomy places the organism in Eukaryota, Viridiplantae, Streptophyta, Magnoliopsida, Rosales, Rosaceae. Gene Ontology annotation, cellular component: nucleus. The record is from RefSeq and is a predicted model, not a curated record.